This is a messenger RNA of Arabidopsis thaliana (thale cress), 3333 nucleotides long. RefSeq names its product Leucine-rich repeat (LRR) family protein. The transcript has a single exon. The record is from RefSeq and is marked reviewed. NCBI's taxonomy places the organism in Eukaryota, Viridiplantae, Streptophyta, Magnoliopsida, Brassicales, Brassicaceae. Bases 304 to 2877 code for a protein of 857 amino acids.
AAUCAAUCAUGUGAUUAGUUCAAAAAAGAAACCAAAAAGUCGAUCAUACAUUUAUAUAAUUGUUAGGUAAUUCAUGGACACACAUCAAUUAAUUAACAUUACACUUUUGACAGUGUAAAACAGACAGUGUUAUAAUAAGUGAAGAGUAUAUGAAUAGGGCUGAGCUGUGCAAAGACCUGUCUCUCUCUCACUUAUAAUUCCCUCUUCACACAUUACUUCUUCACUUAUAGAGAUUCUCACUUACAUUUCCCAUUUUACCCUUCUUCUUCCUUCAAAUCCACUGAUGUCUUGUUAUGUGAAGUAAUGAAGACGAAGAUGAUGAUGAAGAACACGUCUCUGAUCUUUGUUCUUCUUUUUAUCACCUUCUUCUUCACAAGUAUCUCUUACUCUCUUUCACUUACUUUCAAUGGAGAUCUCUCCGACAAUGAAGUCCGGCUAAUCACACAACGUCAACUUCUCUACUUCCGCGACGAGUUCGGCGACCGCGGCGAGAAUGUCGACGUUGACCCAUCUCUAGUCUUCGAGAAUCCACGACUUCGAAAUGCUUACAUAGCUCUUCAAGCUUGGAAACAAGCUAUUCUCUCUGAUCCAAACAACUUCACAACAAACUGGAUCGGUUCUGAUGUUUGCAGUUACACCGGCGUUUACUGUGCUCCGGCUUUAGAUAACCGCCGGAUCCGUACCGUCGCCGGAAUAGAUCUAAACCACGCUGACAUUGCUGGUUAUCUACCUCAAGAGCUUGGUUUGUUAACAGAUCUCGCUUUGUUUCAUAUUAAUUCAAACCGGUUUUGUGGAACCGUACCGCAUCGGUUUAACCGUCUUAAGCUUUUAUUCGAGCUUGAUCUCAGUAAUAACCGGUUCGCCGGAAUAUUCCCUACUGUUGUCCUUCAGUUACCGUCGUUGAAGUUUCUGGAUCUAAGGUUUAACGAAUUCGAAGGACCUGUACCAAGAGAGCUCUUCAGCAAAGAUCUUGAUGCGAUUUUUAUCAACCAUAACCGGUUCCGGUUUGAGUUACCGGAUAAUUUGGGAGAUUCUCCGGUUUCCGUUAUUGUUGUGGCGAAUAAUCAUUUCCACGGUUGUAUUCCGACGAGUUUGGGUGAUAUGAGGAAUCUUGAAGAGAUCAUCUUCAUGGAAAAUGGGUUUAAUUCUUGUUUACCGUCGCAGAUCGGACGGUUGAAAAACGUAACGGUAUUUGAUUUCAGUUUUAACGAACUUGUUGGGUCGUUACCGGCGAGUAUUGGCGGGAUGGUUUCGAUGGAGCAGUUAAAUGUGGCGCAUAAUAGAUUCUCUGGUAAGAUUCCGGCGACUAUUUGUCAGUUGCCGAGGUUGGAGAAUUUCACUUUCAGUUAUAAUUUCUUCACUGGAGAGCCGCCGGUUUGUCUUGGGUUGCCUGGGUUUGAUGAUCGGCGGAAUUGUUUGCCGGCGAGACCUGCGCAGAGAUCACCAGGGCAAUGUGCGGCUUUCUCUUCUCUUCCGCCGGUGGAUUGUGGUUCCUUUGGAUGUGGUCGUUCUACUCGGCCUCCAGUUGUUGUCCCAUCACCGCCUACAACUCCGUCUCCGGGUGGUUCUCCUCCUUCGCCUUCUAUUUCUCCUAGUCCACCGAUCACUGUCCCGUCACCGCCGACAACUCCAUCUCCUGGUGGUUCUCCUCCUUCACCGUCUAUUGUCCCGUCUCCUCCUUCAACUACGCCAUCUCCUGGUUCUCCUCCUACAUCGCCGACGACACCUACUCCUGGUGGUUCUCCUCCAUCAUCGCCGACGACACCAACUCCUGGUGGUUCUCCUCCAUCAUCGCCGACGACACCUACUCCUGGUGGUUCUCCUCCAUCAUCGCCGACAACACCUUCUCCCGGUGGUUCUCCUCCUUCACCGUCUAUUUCUCCUAGUCCUCCGAUCACUGUCCCGUCUCCUCCGUCAACCCCAACAUCUCCUGGUUCUCCUCCUUCGCCAUCUAGUCCAACUCCGAGCUCUCCUAUUCCUAGUCCUCCUACGCCAUCAACUCCGCCAACUCCGAUAUCACCUGGUCAAAAUUCACCGCCUAUUAUUCCUAGUCCACCGUUCACCGGCCCUUCUCCGCCGUCGUCACCUAGUCCUCCUUUACCGCCUGUUAUUCCUAGUCCUCCCAUUGUAGGCCCGACUCCAUCGUCUCCUCCGCCGUCAACACCUACUCCGGUUUACUCUCCUCCCCCGCCGUCUACAGGGUACCCUCCUCCCCCGCCGUUUACAGGGUACUCUCCUCCAUCCCCACCACCUCCUCCUCCCCCAACUUUCUCACCUUCCCCAUCAAUACCUCCACCACCGCCUCAGACAUAUUCUCCCUUCCCGCCACCGCCACCUCCUCCGCCGCAAACAUACUAUCCACCGCAACCAUCUCCAUCACAACCCCCGCAAUCUCCAAUUUACGGCACUCCCCCUCCUUCCCCUAUACCUUACUUGCCGUCACCGCCUCAAUUUGCAUCCCCACCACCACCAGCCCCUUACUACUACAGCUCACCACAACCACCGCCGCCGCCACAUUACUCAUUACCACCACCAACCCCUACUUAUCACUAUAUAUCCCCACCACCUCCACCAACGCCAAUACACUCCCCUCCGCCACAAUCACAUCCACCGUGCAUAGAAUACUCACCACCUCCACCUCCAACAGUCCAUUAUAAUCCUCCACCACCACCAUCACCGGCGCACUACAGUCCUCCGCCUUCACCACCAGUUUACUACUACAAUUCACCUCCACCUCCACCGGCUGUCCACUACAGCCCACCACCUCCACCGGUAAUACACCACAGCCAACCACCACCACCUCCAAUCUACGAAGGGCCACUACCGCCGAUUCCCGGAAUAUCAUACGCAUCUCCUCCGCCGCCUCCCUUCUAUUGAUUCUUUUUCAGAAUGUUCUCAAAAGGGGCCCACCACUUAUGCCAAAACCCGAAAACGAAACGGUGUCGUGUCGUGUCAAUAACACUUAUCCGAUUGAUAGAAACAUGUAACACGGCGUCGUUUGACCAUUUCUUGGAGAGAGAUGUACGUGUUGGUGGUUGGGUAUUCUCCGAAAGAUUUAUUUCGGUGAACAAAAUUUUAAAAAGAAGAAAAUUAGGCGUUUUUCAGGGAAAAGUUGUAUAAAUAGAUUAAUUAAAAUAUGGAGCAACCUCAUAUUUAUGCUCCUUAUAUUUCUUAUUAGUGUUCUUAAAUAAUUAUCAUUGUUUUUUUUAUUAAACUUUAUCAUUGUUACUUCAUUUUUUGUGUUUUUUCUUUCUGGUUAUCUUUUUCUUCUCAUAUAUGAAAUUAUCUUUUUUGUAUUUCCUUAUUUAAUUACUGCAACUUUUUGCCUAUGUU